AUGUCGAAAAACCGCCGCUCAUUAAGCGCUGCAAAAGUCGGGAAGACAUCCUUGAUUGCACGGUUCCAGAAGGAUCAAUUUGACGUGUCAGUUCUGGAAACCGUUGCAAUGGACUUGAUUAUUCUGAACAUAUCAUUAAGCGAACAAGCGCUCCGACUCGCGAUAUGUGACUGCUCAGGAAAAGAUCGAUACUGGUACCUGGUUCCGCAGUUUACCAGGGACGCACCCGUCAUUGUGGCGGUUUACGAUGUCACAAGCGAGAAGUCACUGGACGAAGCCUUGCGGAUGAUUAAAGGUCAAGUCGAACAGGCUAAGGUGAAGUCGAUGGUUUUCCUAGUGGGGAAUAAGACGGACCAAGAAGGUGGACGUAAGGUCAGCGCCCCCGCUGGCGAGGAGGCAGCAAAAGCUAGGGGAUAUGUGUUUGUCGAGACGAGUGCAAUGACAGGAGAGAAUGUUCGAUGGCUAUUCGAGGAGAUCACUCGACGACAUCUGGAGAGUGAGAAGGGAGGGAAAAGCUUUGAGACUUGA
This is a messenger RNA of Aspergillus melleus, 528 nucleotides long. Its product is annotated as Rab family GTPase. The record is from RefSeq and is a predicted model, not a curated record. The coding region runs from base 1 to 528 and encodes 175 amino acids. The transcript has 4 exons. Lineage: Eukaryota; Fungi; Ascomycota; Eurotiomycetes; Eurotiales; Aspergillaceae. Gene Ontology annotation, molecular function: GTP binding; GTPase activity.